AUCAUGAACAUCCGCAACGCGCGGCCCGACGACCUGAUGAACAUGCAGCACUGCAACCUCCUGUGCCUGCCCGAGAACUACCAGAUGAAGUACUACUUCUACCACGGCCUGUCGUGGCCGCAGCUGUCCUACAUCGCCGAGGACGAGGGCGGCCGCAUCGUGGGCUACGUGCUGGCCAAGAUGGAGGAGGACCCCGAGGACGCGCCGCACGGGCACAUCACCUCGCUGGCCGUCAAGCGCUCGCACCGCCGCCUCGGCCUGGCCCAGAAGCUCAUGGACCAGGCCUCGCGGGCCAUGAUCGAGAACUUCGGCGCCAAGUACGUGUCGCUGCACGUGCGCAAGAGCAACCGGGCGGCGCUGCACCUGUACGCCAACACGCUCAACUUCCAGGUCAGCGAGGUGGAGCCCAAGUACUACGCGGACGGCGAGGACGCCUUCGCCAUGCGCCGGGACCUGUCGCCCAUGGCCGACCAGCUGCGGCGGCGGCGGCCCGAGCCCCGGGAGCCCAAGGAGCAGGGCGGCUGCGCGGGCCCGGGCUGCAGGGAGGCCCCCGCCGCGCCCCGCGAGGCGAAGAGCGGCCCCCGGCAUCGCAGCGGCUGGGGCGACGGCCAGGAAACGCGCGGGGCCCCCGGGAGCACCGGCGGCUGGGAUGGCACCUCCUAG
This is a messenger RNA of Sorex araneus (European shrew), 663 nucleotides long. It is a transcript of the gene NAA11, whose product is annotated as N-alpha-acetyltransferase 11, NatA catalytic subunit. Bases 4 to 663 code for a protein of 219 amino acids. Gene Ontology annotation, cellular component: NatA complex. The record is from RefSeq and is a predicted model, not a curated record. Gene Ontology annotation, molecular function: protein-N-terminal-glutamate acetyltransferase activity; protein N-terminal-serine acetyltransferase activity. The transcript has a single exon. Gene Ontology annotation, biological process: N-terminal peptidyl-glutamic acid acetylation. NCBI's taxonomy places the organism in Eukaryota, Metazoa, Chordata, Mammalia, Eulipotyphla, Soricidae.